AUGUUGGAUAUAAUUAUGCUCAAUAUGAUAUUUGAUUCUUUGAGAGAAAAAACUUCAAGAAAAAAUUAAAGAUUAAACUAUAAAAUGCUUUAUAUUGGGUGUCAUUUAAAAGAUAUAUAUUUAUUAAAUCCCAAGAGAAUAAUUCAAAAAAAAAAUAAAGGAGGGGCAUGGAUGGGUUUACAAAGUACAUUACAUGUCAAAUUACAUAUAUUAUUAUGCUAAUUUGAAACACUAAGUUGA
Messenger RNA from Paramecium sonneborni, 240 nucleotides. The record is from the annotation of a GenBank genome assembly. Lineage: Eukaryota; Ciliophora; Oligohymenophorea; Peniculida; Parameciidae.